Molecule: messenger RNA, 3435 nt
Organism: Musa acuminata subsp. malaccensis (wild Malaysian banana)
Lineage: Eukaryota; Viridiplantae; Streptophyta; Magnoliopsida; Zingiberales; Musaceae
Source: RefSeq, a predicted model, not a curated record
AGCAGUGGAAAUGAUAGCUUCACCUUCAACGGAUUCGGCCGCCUCAAUCUUACCUUCGAUGGGGUGGCCAACGUCACCUCCGAUGGUCUGCUGAUGCUCACCAACAUGUCAACGCAGUCGAAGGGCCACGCCUUCUACCCAACCCCGCUUCGUUUCCGGAACCUGACGAACGGUACAAUCUUCUCCUUCUCCACCACUUUUGUCUUCGGCUUCAUCUCAGCAUACACCAACCAUAGCGGGAGCGGGAUGGCUUUCUUCGUUUCUCCCACCGAGGACUUCUCUGCAGCCUUUGGUAGUCAGUACUUGGGCCUCUUCAACCAAAGCAGCGUCGGUAACUCGAACGAUCAUGUCCUCGCGAUUGAGAUCGACACGAUCUAUAACCCCGAGUUUCUGGAUAUUGAUGACAACCAUGUCGGGAUCGAUAUCAACAGCCUGAUAUCCAACGCAUCCCACGCUGCUGGUUAUUACUCUAACGACACUGGAUUGUUCAGAUAUCUAAGCCUUCGAAGUGAACAAGCUAUGCAAGUUUGGAUAGACUAUGACGGACAUGAGAUGCAGCUAAACGUGACCAUGGCUCCAAUCCGAAUGGCCAAGCCGCAUAAACCUCUACCUCUCUUAUCUGCGGUCAUCAAUCUUUCAAGCGUGUUAUUGGAUCUCAUGUAUGUUGGAUUCUCCUCCUCCACUGGUUCUUUCCUAACAUCUCACUACGUCCUUGGUUGGAGCUUUAAAAUGAAUGGCGUAGCCCAAGCGCUCGACCCUUCCCUGCUGCCUUCUCUUCCUCGUGCGAAAUCAAAUCACAAGUUUAAGGUUUUGCGCAUCGGGCUGCCAUUGGCGUCAGCUACGCUUGUUUUAACCAUCGUAGGGAUUGCCGUGUUCAUCCUGAGACGGAGGACCAAGUAUUCAGAGCUCCUGGAAGACUGGGAGCUCGAGUACGGGCCUCAUCGGUUCUCCUACAAGGAUUUGUUCAAGGCUGCCAAGGGUUUCAGGGACACAGAGCUUCUCGGAAGGGGCGGGUUCGGGAGAGUGUACAAGGGUGUGCUACCGUCUUCUAGAUCGGAGGUUGCAAUUAAAAGAGUGUCCCAUGGAUCAAGACAGGGUAUGAGAGAGUUCAUUGCGGAGAUCGUCAGCCUCGGUCGCCUCCGCCACCGAAACCUCGUCCAAUUGCUGGGCUACUGCCGACGCCAAGGAGAGCUUCUGUUGGUGUAUGAUUAUAUGCCCAAUGGCAGCCUCGAAAAGUUCCUACAUGAUCAAGCUAAGCCUACUCUGGAUUGGGCGACCCGAUUUCGGAUCAUCAAAGGCGUGGCUUCAGGUCUAUUAUAUCUUCACGAAGACUGGGAGCAAGUCGUCAUCCACAGAGACAUUAAGGCGAGUAAUGUGUUGCUCGAUAAUGAAUUGAAUGGAAGGUUGGGCGACUUUGGCCUAGCAAGGUUGUACGAUCAUGGAACGGAUCCACAGACCACUCAUGUCGUGGGAACCAUGGGUUAUCUUGCUCCCGAGCUUGCUCGAACCGGCAAGGCGACCACCAUCACCGACGUGUUUGCGUUCGGGACAUUCCUUCUGGAGGUUGCUUGCGGCAGGAGGCCGGUGGACCCGACGGCGCACGAGGAGCAGCUGGUUCUACUGGAUUGGGUGGUGGAGAAAUGGCGGAAGGGAUCGAUACUGGAGACGAGGGAUCCAAGGCUGGGGGAAGAGUACGCGGUGGAGGAGGUGGAGCUGGUUCUGAAGCUUGGACUGCUGUGCUCGCAUCCUCUGCCCACAGCGCGGCCCAGCAUGCGCCAAGUCGUGCGGUACUUGGAAGGCCAUGCGCCACUCCCGGAGCUGUCGCCCGCGUACCUCAACUUCAGCCUUCUCGCGCUGCUUCACAAGGAAGGUUUCGAUGACCAUAUCAUGUCGUGUCCUUCCUCCUCGGUGGCUACUGCAUCUGUGCUUUCUGGAGACACCAAAGCCAACAGCUCUCUCCUCCUCUGUCAAUCCAGAAUUAGCAUGGAGAAGCUCUGUAACAUGUCGGCAGUGUUUCUUAGGACUUUGGUCGGCCUCCUCCUUCUCCUCUUUCACCUAAAGCAUGCAGCCUCUAGCGGUGGAAACGAUAGCUUCACCUUCAACGGAUUCGGACGCCUCAAUCUUACCUUCGAUGGGGUGGCCAACGUCACCUCCGAUGGUCUGCUGAUGCUCACCGACAUGUCAACGCAGGCGAAGGGCCAUGCCUUCUUCCCAACUCCGCUUCGUUUCCGGAACCGGACGAACGGUACAAUCUCCUCCUUCUCCACCACUUUUGCCUUCGGCUUCAUCUCAGCAUACACCAACCUUAGCGGGAACGGGAUGGCUUUCUUCGUUUCUCCCACCGAGGACUUCUCUGCAGCCUUAGGAAGUCAGUACUUGGGCCUCUUCAACCAAAGCAGCGACGGUAACUCGAACAAUCAUGUCCUUGCGAUUGAGAUUGACACGAUCUAUAACCCCGAUGUUCUGGAUAUUGAUGACAACCAUGUCGGGAUCGAUAUCAACAGUGUGAAAUCCAGCACAUCACACGUUGCUGGUUAUUACGCUGACGACACUGGAUCGUUCACAGAUCUAAGCCUUAGAAGUGAAAAAGCUAUGCAAGUUUGGAUAGACUAUGACGGCCAUGAGAUGCUGCUUAACGUGACCAUGGCUCCAAUCCCAAUGGCCAAGCCGCAUAAACCUCUAUUGUCUGCCACCAUUGAUCUCUCAAGCGUGUUGUUAUCAGAUCCCAUGUAUGUUGGAUUCUCCUCCUCCACUGGUUCUUUCAAAACAUCUCAUUAUGUUCUUGGUUGGAGCUUUAGGAUGAAUGGGGUAGCUGAACCUCUCGACUGCUCUUUGCUGCCAUCGCUUCCUCUGGCAAAGUCAAAUGGCAAGUCAAAGGUUUUGGACAUCGUGCUGCCCUUGGCGUCGGCUGGACUUGCUGUGAUCAUCGCAGGGAUCAUCGUGUUCAUGGUGAGGUGGAGGAUCAAGUAUGCAGAAGUGCUCGAGGAUUGGGAGCUUGAGUAUGGGCCUCAUCGGUUCUCCUACAGAGAUCUGUUCAUCGCUACCAAGGGUUUUAAAGAUAGGGAGCUGCUCGGAAUAGGCGGAUUCGGAAAGGUCUACAAGGGGGUGCUACAGACUUCUAAAUCAGAGAUUGCGGUGAAGAGAGUGUCUCACGAAUCACAACAGGGCAUGAGGGAGUUCAUAGCAGAGAUCGUCAGCAUCGGCCGCCUCCGCCACCGCAACCUUGUUCGGUUGUUGGGCUAUUGCCGACGCAAAGGGGAGCUGCUGUUGGUGUAUGAUUACAUGCCCAAUGGCAGCCUCGAUAGGUUCUUGUAUGACCAAGAGAAGCCUACUCUGGAUUGGGCGACGCGGUUCCGGAUCAUCAAAGGCGUGGCAUCAGGGCUUCUGUAUCUUCACGAAGAUUGGGAGCAACUCGUCAUCCACAGAGACAUCAAG